AUGACGACUAAAGAGCCGACAAGGACUACGUCAGGACCAACCAAUAUCACCACAAUGCCAACAACGCCUACACCAACACUCACCACCCACCAAGACAAAAAUGACAACGACAACGCCGAGACUCCCAGCCUUCACUACAACGCCGUUUACGACUACGUCAGGACCAUCGACCUUCACUACGGCACCGAUGACGACUACGUCAGAAACUUCUACCUUCGAUACAACACCGUUCACGCCUACGUCAGAAACUUCUACCUUCGAUACAACACCGUUCACGCCUACGUCAGAAACUUCUACCUUCGAUACAACACCGUUCACGCCUACGUCAGAAACUUCUACCUUCGAUACAACACCGUUCACGCCUACGUCAGAAACUUCUACCUUCGAUACAACACCGUUCACGCCUACGUCAGAAACUUCUACCUUCGAUACAACACCGUUCACGCCUACGUCAGAAACUUCUACCUUCGAUACAACACCGUUCACGCCUACGUCAGAAACUUCUACCUUCGAUACAACACCGUUCACGCCUACGUCAGAAACUUCUACCUUCGAUACAACACCGUUCACGCCUACGUCAGAAACUUCUACCUUCGAUACAACACCGUUCACGCCUACGUCAAGAUCCACAACCGCCACUAG
Molecule: messenger RNA, 642 nt
Organism: Ostertagia ostertagi
Lineage: Eukaryota; Metazoa; Nematoda; Chromadorea; Rhabditida; Trichostrongylidae
Source: the annotation of a GenBank genome assembly